Messenger RNA from Nomascus leucogenys (northern white-cheeked gibbon), 1769 nucleotides. RefSeq names its product TBC1 domain family member 10C (gene TBC1D10C). The coding region runs from base 399 to 1262 and encodes 287 amino acids. NCBI's taxonomy places the organism in Eukaryota, Metazoa, Chordata, Mammalia, Primates, Hylobatidae. The transcript is spliced from 7 exons. The record is from RefSeq and is a predicted model, not a curated record.
AGGAGCCCACAGCUCAGGGGCACUGGGGCAGGCAGGAAGAGCCUCAGAGAGGAAGAGGUGACACCCCCCACCCUUGGGAGGGGCCCCCAGCGGUUGCCGAAGCUGUAUGAGGAGGAGGAGGAAGUGAGAGGAGGAGGUGAGGUGCUGCGGGAGGUGAGCUGGGCUGGUGGGGACAGGGGCUGGGCCUGGGGCUGGGUCUCCGGACAGAGGCCUGGCUUUUCUGUCAGGGCAGGGCCUAGCCCCCACCCCCAUGAAAGAGGAGACAUAGGGGGCUUGGUGAGAUACCCUGAAACCUCCCCCCUCUGACCCCACAGCCAGGCCCCAGGCUGGCCGGGAGUGGCCCCUCACACUGGUUCUCCCCACUUGCUCUGCCUGUGGCAUCGAAGGCCCCAGGUACCAUGGCCCAGGCCCUGGGGGAGGACCUGGUGCAGCCUCCCGAGCUGCAGGAUGACUCCAGCUCUUUAGGGUCCGACUCAGAGCUCAGCGGGCCUGGCCCAUAUCGCCAGGCCGACCGCUAUGGAUUCAUUGGGGGCAGCUCGGCAGAGCCAGGGCCAGGCCAGCCACCUGCAGACCUCAUCCGCCAACGGGAGAUGAAGUGGGUGGAGAUGACCUCGCACUGGGAGAAAACCAUGUCCCGGCGGUACAAGAAGGUAAAGAUGCAAUGCCGGAAAGGCAUCCCGUCUGCCCUGCGUGCCCGGUGCUGGCCCCUGUUGUGCGGGGCCCAUGUGUGCCAGAAGAACAGCCCUGGCACCUAUCAGGAGCUGGCAGAGGCCCCUGGAGACCCACAGUGGAUGGAGACCAUUGGCAGGGACCUGCACCGCCAGUUCCCUCUGCAUGAGAUGUUUGUGUCACCUCAGGGCCACGGGAGGCCUUCUGGUGCCUGGUGCAGAUCUGUGAGGUCUACCUCCCUGGGUACUACGGGCCCCACAUGGUGCCAAAGUACUGUUCCGUGUGGGGCUGACACUGGUGCGCCUGGCGCUGGGCACUGCAGAGCAGCGAGGGGCCUGCCCUGGCCUCCUGGAGACACUGGGAGCCCUUCGAGCCAUCCCUGCCGCGCAGCUGCAGGAGGAGGCCUUCAUGUCACAGGUGCACAGUGUGGUGCUGUCGGAGCGGGACCUGCAGCGGGAGAUCAAGGCCCAGCUGGCCCAGCUGCCCGAUUCCGUGCCGGGGCCCCCGCCCCGGCCACAGGUCCGCCUCGCUGGGGCCCAAGCCAUCUUCGAGGCCCAGCAGCUGGCAGGGGCGCGACGAGGCGCCAAGCCUGAGGUACCUCGGAUUGUGGUGCAGCCCCCGGAGGAGCCCAGACCACCACGGCGGAAACCCCAGACCCGCGGCAAGACUUUCCAUGGGCUCCUGACUCGGGCCCGGGGCCCCCCCAUCGAGGGGCCCCCCAGGCCCCAACGAGGCUCCACCUCCUUCCUGGACACCCGCUUCUGAGAGGACCAUCGACUCAGUGUCCCCCAGGCAAAAUCGACUGAUGGCUGAUGCCAGCCCGGCAAAUGGGCAUCGCACUUUACUCUGGGGACUCGGGGACUUGGCUUCCUUCCCGGCAAGGACCAGGUGGUGCGGGAGGAGGAGGUCCUCCGUGACACAUACUGGGUCAGGCACUAGCAUGGAGGAGGGUCACAGAGUGGGGCACGUGAGGACCCAUGGAACCGUCCUGGUGCCCAGGCCCUCACAGGUACCAAAGCCAGCAUCAAAGGAGUCAGGGAAGGGGUUGGCUGGGUCAAGAGACCCCAGAGGGCACCAGGAAUAAAAUCUUCUUGAACAGA